Mercenaria mercenaria is the source of this 1072-nucleotide messenger RNA. RefSeq lists its product as uncharacterized. The record is from RefSeq and is a predicted model, not a curated record. The transcript is spliced from 6 exons. NCBI's taxonomy places the organism in Eukaryota, Metazoa, Mollusca, Bivalvia, Venerida, Veneridae. Bases 12 to 839 code for a protein of 275 amino acids.
UUAAACACAGAAUGCUGUCUAUAGCAGUCUUCGUUGGCCUAUUGGCUUUCGUGAGCGCCGAUGGACAUUUCGGACAGGGGAUGUACAUGAAUAACAUGGGACAUAUGAGCCACAUGGGUAUGGGAAAUGGAAAUAUGGGCAUGGGAAAUAUGGGCAUGGGCAACAACGGAAUGAGUGCUAUGGGACAACUGCUCGGUCUUCUCUCUGGACAAAUGAACGGCAUGGGCGGCAACAUGGGAGGUAAUAUGGGCGGCAACAUGGGUGGCAAUAUGGGAGGCCAGAUGGGAGGUAAUAUGGGCGGUAGAGGACAAAUGGGUGGCCAGAUGGGAGGUCAGCAAGGCAUGAUGGGCGGAAUAAUGUUACUUCUUCUACAAAAUAUGCUACAAAAUAAUGGUGGUCAGCGUAACCAAGGUAACCAAAUGAGCCAAGAGGAGAUGGAAGAUGUUGAAGAAAUGAUGAAGAAGAAGAUGAUGAUGGAAAUGGCAGAUAUGAUGAUGGUGCACAUGGAAUUCAAGGAGAAGGAAAAGGAGUUUGUUAUGGCUAUGGAAUUCAUGUGUUUUAUGGUUAAUGCAACAUAUGAGGGCUACAGGAGAAACGGAACAGAAGUUUGGAAAAAGACUGAUGACGCUAUGAUGACGAACCUUGGAACUCAGCUAGAAAACAUGAACGAUAAAGAAAAAAUGGACUUUGCAAUCAACAUGAUGAUGACCGAUGAGGCAAAAUAUGGGGAGGUCUUCCUUAGAUUCGCUACCUGGGCUUGUAUGACUGGUGAUGCCUACGUUGACAGUGCCAUGAAAAUGGAGAAGAUGGAAAAGGGCGAAACUGGAUGUGGACACUAAAAAUUACAUGACUAUGUGAGGGAGGAUUCGUUCCUGAUUUGAAAUGUGCACGAAUAGUAAAUGGAUAACACUUUUUAUGUACAGUUUGAAUAAACAAAUAGAACUUUAUUUUCAGAGCGGUGAAAUGUACUGUACCGGAAACUUCCGUAAAUGCAAAACUGAGUUUGAAAUAAAUUUGUAGUUUCAGUGCUUUGUUAGUAAUGUAUUACAUAAAAAUAUAUAUGUACACUUAA